GGGAUUUUACUUUAAAUGUUGGACAAACUUCCUGGAAACAUCUUUUUGAAACUCUCAGCCAUUUUUUUCGUUAAACACAAAACAAGAGUAACCAAAGGUAAACCUCAGCAAACUAUGGUUACAGUAUUUACUUGGAAGUACGAGAAAUAAGCUGAAAUGUAUCGUGUUAACUAAAUAUUGCCAGUUUUGUGUCAAAUAAGUUCUUUGAUACAGAUAACUUCAGAAAGGAUAAUCCUGUUUAUUGAUGCUAUCUUUGACAGUUUAAAUUUGUAAUGUCAAAGUGUUGACCGUGUUGACGAUGGAGUUUGAUUACAGCAAAGAAAAUAUUCAACCUCUUAGGAGAGGUAGAAAUGCACAGCAAUUAGAAAUGGCCCUACAGGCCCAAACAAAUCAGGAAUAUCAAAUGCAACUGUUACAACAAAAAGAAGAAUAUGAACAAUUAAUAAGUAACUACGAGGGAAAUGAUCCCUUAGAAAAUUACUACAACUAUAUUAUAUGGAUUGAGGAGAGUUAUCCUAAAAGUGGCCAUGAAGGAAAUUGUAUAGCAUUACUAGAACAUUGUCUUGGAAUAUUUGAAAAUGAUACUAGAUAUACAAAUGAUAGAAGGUUUUGCAAACUGUGGAUCAAAUAUAUUGAUAUGUUCCCAAAUCCUUUAGAGUUAUACUUAAUGAUGAAAUCAAAAAACCUUUGUACUGGCUGCGCUGAUUUUUAUAAAGCUUGGGCGUAUUAUUAUGAAGCUGUUGGAGAUUUUCAAAAAGCAAACAAUGUUUUUGAGGAAGGAAAGAAAAAUUUGGCACAACCUUAUGAAGAUUUAGAAAUUGCCCAUAAAAAUUUAAUAACAGCAGCUGGAGAACAUGUGCUGUUUGGCAGAAACGAAAAUCGACUUCAAGAAAAACGUCAAGCGCUUAUUUCUCUCCAUUCUCAUCCUUCCGGCCGAGUAAAUAAUGUCCGUGUUCCAUCGGGAACAAAUAACGGAAUAUCUAUUUUACCAAAUACUCAUUGUGUUAGCUCUAAUGUACAACCCCAUGUAUUUGAAGAGCAGUGUCUCUCAGGAUCUUUAGCUGCUAGUGCUCCUCCUAAAAGUAUUAUAAGCGUAGCUAAAAGACAAGAAGCCCCAAAAGAAAAUACUCUUAAAGCUGGACCUUGGACAACAGUAUCGCAUAAAAAGAGGUUACUUUCUAGUCAUAGUUCAGCUGGUCCUGGAUUUUUAGUCCACGAGGAUAAUUUCGAUGAAAGUUUAGUAGGACUGCCGGCUAAUUUGCCUUUGGAAUGCCUAGAAGAUUAUUCAAAUUGGCAUGUGGCAAUUGUAAAUUAUCCUGACGAAGCCAGUCCAUCUGUAACGCAUGGUUAUCCUAAGCAUAGAGUGUAUAUUGAUCCUCAAACUGAAUUUUCAAUUGAAGAGUUAAGAGCGACUAGAUAUAGAAAAUCUAUUGGCGCAGUGCAACAUGUUGAAACAUGCCAAGCUGUGCAGUCUAUACUUAUAGACGACGACGAAGACGAUGAUUUGAUUGUGUUGGACCUACCACAUUUAGAAUCUGAAGAAGUGAAGCCUAACUUUGAUAUACAGCCUUCAUCUCCUGUAAAUGACCCGUCCCAUUCAUUUAAUAAUGAAGUAACUUCAACUGUGCGGCAUAGUCCAUGGAAAUCGCAAGCUGAACAUCAAAAUUUCCUGAAAGAUGUUUUUAGUAAAAGUAAUGAAUUUAGAAUUAGUGGUGCAGUACCACCUACUAAAUGUAUGGAGUUUGAAGAUCCACAACCCCAAGCACCAAAAAAUUGUUUUCGUCUUUCUUUUUCACCUGAGGAGAGAUCUGGUCGUGGCAUAUUUGUUAAUUAUGAAGGUUCGCCUGAAAUUCCACCUCAAGCACCACCAAAAGGAAAUGCCAUGAGGACUGCUUUUCGAGUUUUAAAUGCCGACGAAGUGGAAACGGGGUCUCGGGGCGGCAUGGACGGAGCUAUGGCUGCUCAACCAGCUGAUGGAGCAAGGCCAAUGGUACAUCUACCAUUUUCAGACAGCAGCUCUUCUUCCUGUGACGAUAAUGACGUGCCUGGUUUUAAUCCAUUGGAAUUGUCUUGUACCACGCAACAAUUUAACUUUAAUUUAAAUGCCAUGCAGGUAAGCACGCCACAAAAUAAGAUUCAUAUAAGUGAAGUAAGCAAUGAGCAAGAUCUACAUAGCACUAAGAAAAGACUAUUUAGUGACAAUAAAUUACAUGAGGACAAAGCGCUAAGUACUAUAUUAGAAGAAAAAAGUGGAUGUAUAUCAAGUUCUAGUUCAAGCGGGGCAGCUACCAAAUCAUCAAUUUAUAGCCAGCAAAUUAAAAUGAGUACAAUAUCGGAAGAACAUAAUAGUUAUUUAGAACAAAAUUUAAAGGCCAACGCAGCAUUGCGACGAAGUCUCUUAGGUAAUCUAAUGGAUGAUUUAGAGGACGUAUUACCAACACAAGUUAUAUGUACACCCCAUUCUCCAAUGCAGUCGACACCAAUAGAAAGUCCUGUGCGAAAAAUUCCACCUCCUAAUUUGACUCGUCCAUUAGAAUAUAUACCAUCAGAUCCUUUUAAUCCAAAUUUAAUAUCACGCUUAUUAGAGAGAGUAUCUUUUCCAGGAAUCCAUCAUCAGGGACUUUUACAAAUUGACGGAAAUCCUAAAUUAUCAAUUAGAAAAGAUCCAAUAUACAUAGGUAGUGAUAGCUACAUUAUAGAAAAACUACUUGGUAAGGGGCAAUUUGGAACAGUAUUCAAAGCGCAGAAUUUACAUAUGCGCACCACAGUAGCGUUGAAACAUCAGAAACCUCCAAAUAAAUGGGAAUAUUACAUAUGUCGAGAACUACAAGCUAGACUUGCCAGUCAUUCCUUAAGAGAUAGAUUUAUGGAUAUCUCUAUAGGAUAUUUCAGUGACCAGGCAUCAAUACUAGUGUCACAGUAUCAACCAUUUGGAUCUUUAUUAGAUACAGCUAAUCUGUUAAAAACGCUGGAUAGACAAACCACUGGAAAAGAAUCUAUUUGUAUAUAUUUUACAUUAGAAAUGUUAAAAAUAGUAAAAGCUAUGCAUGAAGUGAAAAUCAUUCAUGCUGAUAUAAAGCCAGAUAACUUUUUAGUUAUAAUGACUGCCGACAACUCUCUUAGCUUACAAUUAAUAGACUUUGGCUGUAGUAUAGAUAUGACAUUAUUUCCCGAAAAUGCUACAUUUACUAGACCAAUAACAACAGACAAUUUUGUCUGCUGUGAGGUACAAGAAAGGAGACCAUGGAGUUAUCAUACGGAUCUAUUCUGUGUUGCGGCGUCUGCACAUGUUCUUUUAUUUCAAGAAUACAUUGAAUUAAAAAAGACUGGAGACGUUUGGAGCAUCUUAAAACAUUUCCCUAGAUAUAUAAAAAUCGAUUUAUGGAAUAUGUUCUUUAGUACUUUACUUAAUCAACAAGCAGGUCCAGCCAAUACCGAUUCACUGGAAUUAUUAUUUCAAGAGGAAUUAGAACUUAAUCCUAGACGAGACGUAAAUAUUCAUCUUCGUAAGCUUAUAAAUAUGUUGAAAAAUCGAUAGCUUAUAAUUUUAUAAAUUAAUUUAAGUGUAUUUAUUUAUUAUUUACUAUCAUGUAGUUUAAUUUCACUGAGUCAUCAGGCUGUUUUAUAGUUGUUGGUUAUUUUAAACUAUACAAGAGUAAACGAGUAAAUAUAUUGGUUUUGAUC
This is a messenger RNA of Sitophilus oryzae (rice weevil), 3684 nucleotides long. Its product is annotated as mitotic checkpoint serine/threonine-protein kinase BUB1 beta-like. The record is from RefSeq and is a predicted model, not a curated record. The coding region runs from base 299 to 3538 and encodes 1079 amino acids. Gene Ontology annotation, molecular function: ATP binding; protein kinase activity. Gene Ontology annotation, biological process: protein phosphorylation; meiotic sister chromatid cohesion, centromeric; mitotic spindle assembly checkpoint signaling. NCBI's taxonomy places the organism in Eukaryota, Metazoa, Arthropoda, Insecta, Coleoptera, Curculionidae. The transcript is spliced from 16 exons.